Messenger RNA from Rhodamnia argentea, 952 nucleotides. RefSeq names its product transmembrane protein 230-like. The coding region runs from base 428 to 739 and encodes 103 amino acids. The record is from RefSeq and is a predicted model, not a curated record. The transcript has 5 exons. NCBI's taxonomy places the organism in Eukaryota, Viridiplantae, Streptophyta, Magnoliopsida, Myrtales, Myrtaceae. Gene Ontology annotation, cellular component: endomembrane system.
AAAGAUCAGAUGUACAUCGCUUCCCAUUUCGCUUUCAGAGGCAUUUCUUCCUUGGGCCCGCAGAAAACCCUAAUCUCCAAACUCAAGCCAAUCUCUCUCCAUCUCUCUGCCGAAGCUUAGAGAAGAACCAAACUCAACACCUUCCAACCUCGCCAGGUCUGAUCGCAACAUCUACAUCGCACCACCACAAGGAGCUCGCGAUUGAGGAGCAUUGCGUGCCAACUGUAGAAGUCCUUGACAAAUUCGGGAGCAGCUUUCCUCUUUUAAUUCUCACGUGUCUUCAACAUGCACUUCUGAGGUAGCUAACAAGGAGCAGAGAUCUCUAUGCUUAUGCUUUGAAGGUUUAGAGGCUUCAAUAUAUUAUAGGACAUUGAAACAGUAGCAGCAGCAUCUUUCAGCUUCAAUCGCCUUCAGCCCAAAUCAAGAAAUGGCUUAUGUAGAUCAUGCAUUCUCAAUUUCUGAUGAGGACAUGAUGAUGGAGACCACUUAUACUGUGAAUAACAGGCCCCCAAUCAAAGAGAUUGCCCUCGCCAUAUCUCUUCUUGUUUUUGGAAGCAUUGGCAUGGUCUUGGGCAUUAUCAUGGCUUCCUACAAAGUUGGUGGCGAUCGAACCCAUGGGGUGUUCUUCACAAUCUUGGGGUCAAUCUUGUUCAUUCCCGGAUUCUACUAUACCCGCAUUGCUUAUUAUGCGUACAAGGGGUAUAAAGGUUUCUCAUUCUCCACCAUACCACCUGUGUAGAGGCCUUACCUGUCAUUCUAUGAUGACAAUGCUGUUCAUCAUGUAUAGAUCUUUCUUCCCCGCCUUUCUUGUUUCUCUUUUCAUAUGUUAAGCUUUAAGCUUUGUCAGGUACCAGUACUUCAUUAGUAUAUAGACUGUUGAUGUCCGAUGAACAAGCACAGAGUGUACAAACAAUAUCACGUUGCUAUAUAUUGGACUUAAUUCUCUUUUCCA